Strongylocentrotus purpuratus (purple sea urchin) is the source of this 706-nucleotide messenger RNA. RefSeq names its product pleckstrin homology domain-containing protein 1-like. The transcript is spliced from 2 exons. The record is from RefSeq and is a predicted model, not a curated record. The coding region runs from base 81 to 548 and encodes 155 amino acids. NCBI's taxonomy places the organism in Eukaryota, Metazoa, Echinodermata, Echinoidea, Camarodonta, Strongylocentrotidae.
GUAGAAAAUCCGCUCGAGACCUCGGACUUGCAAACGUUUCUAAUCGGCAAUAUUAGUUCAGUGAUCAAACCAAAACAACUAUGGCUGCCAAUCCAGGGAGGAACGGCUCUUGCUCUUCUCACGCUUCAGAAAGAUCUUCUGCCUGUUCUUCGUCGAAUUCAUCGGGCUCCAAGAACAACACUUUAAGCACAAGAAGUAGCCAUGAUAUUUACGACUUGGAUGACACAAAAUGUGGCUGGUUAUUGAAAAGAUCUCGGGUGUCCAAAAAGUGGAAGAAGCGAUGGUUCGCACUGAGGAGGGAUGAGCUCAUUUACGGACACAACUCAGAGUCACUGGACAAGAGCAUACCAUUGGAUGGAACAGACAUUACUGAUUCAGUCAUGGACCAAAAGCUGUUUGUGUUCAAACUCCAGCCGCUGAACUACAAUCGGACUUUCUUUCUGCAAGCGGAGAAUGAAGCCGACCAGUUGGAGUGGAUGUCGGCCAUUUGUUUUGCCAAAGCGAUCAGCCACCAAACGGACAAGUCAAAGUCAUGCGUUCUGCAGUGAACUUCUGCUGAGGCCACAAGUAUAAAUCUUGAUGGAAAGAAGAGGUGGAGAUUUUAUUCAUUAGCUGCUCUGUCACCUUAUACAGCGUGCUGCAAGGAUAUUUUUGAGUCACACGACAUGAGAUCAUGUUCUUGUAGUCGAUCAAGUAGUACAGCAGA